Plasmodium gonderi is the source of this 1347-nucleotide messenger RNA. Its product is annotated as RAP protein. The record is from RefSeq and is a predicted model, not a curated record. NCBI's taxonomy places the organism in Eukaryota, Apicomplexa, Aconoidasida, Haemosporida, Plasmodiidae. The transcript is spliced from 6 exons. The coding region runs from base 1 to 1347 and encodes 448 amino acids.
AUGCUCCAUUUUAGUGUCGACCGAAUCAAAGGAGCGAAUCUCCUUACAAGACUAUUUGCAAUACCUCGAUGGCAAAACAAAACAGUGUGUGGGAAGUGUGACAUUGUUCCUCCUGAUGGAGAGAAAGGAAAAAAGAUGGUAUCAUUAGACACAUGUAUGGAGAAUAUAAGCAAAAAUAAAUUACUGUAUUUAAUGAAGAAUAUGGAAAUGAUCCAUUUGACAGAGAAAGAAAUUUUGAACACUGUUAGUAAUCUUUUGAAGAAGUACACGGAUGAACUAACGACAGAUGAAAUGGGAUUUGUUAUACAUACAUUUUGUAAACUAAAGUUUAUAAAGUAUUCUUUAUGUAACAAUUUUGUAAAAAUUAUUAUGAACAACAAACCGAAAUUCAGCAGCAUGCGAAUAUUGACACAAUUUUUAAUAGAUCUUCACAAAAUGGGUUCCCUGGAUUUCAACGUAUUAACCUUUUUUACACAAUACUAUAUUAGACAUUCUCUCUCCUUUUUUUCCCUAUUUGAUUUGUCUAUGAUUUUAUACAUUUAUAACAAACAUAAUUACAAUGAUGUAAAAACCAUUCAUGCCAUCUGUAAUGUGAUUCAUUCGUACUUCAUGCAGAUUGUGCAACAGGAUAAAGGCGUUCUGACCACAAUACUGUUAAGCUUAUCUGCAUUAAAUUUAAAUUACGACAUGUUCAUGAAGCUACUUAACGAACAUGUGUAUAAAAAAUACAACCAAUUUGAAGUGAAAUAUUUGUGCAACAUUGCCUACUGUAUUGCGUUAUGGCUAGCUGGGAAUUCUGCAGAGCUCAAUUUGGCAAAAGGAAAAUCCCAAAGUAUUUUGAGUUCUCCCCAGAAUGAUUUCUUAAUAGGGAUGCUGAGUGAGGUGACACGUUUAUUACUGAAAAGUGUUAACAAGAUGAAAAACGAGGAACUUAAGCAGAUCCAUAUAGUCCUCUACCUGCUGAAGGAUGUAGGGAAGGAAUAUGAAGAAGCUAUACAGAAUCUAGAAAACAAAAAAAUAAAAAGCACAUUAACAGUCUCAAAGAUGCAGAAACAAAUGGAAAAAAUUUUUAAAGAAAUAGGCCUUAGGGCCGAACAGGAAUUCCCCAUAGGUCCCUAUGUGUUGGAUUUCGCCUUUCGCAAAAAAAUGGCAUGCAUCGAAGUCAACGGCUUUACCCACUACUACACUUUCGGAGGGGGUCUGAAUGCCAAGAGUAAAUUAAAAUAUUAUAUUCUGCGUAAGCUCAAUUGGAAGGUUCUUACAGUUGAAUACAUGGACUGGAAAAACAAAUCCAAGGAGGAUAAGGUGAAGUACUUAGAGAAGAACAUACUGGAACGGAUAAAAUGA